Xiphophorus couchianus (Monterrey platyfish) is the source of this 1159-nucleotide messenger RNA. It is a transcript of the gene gatc, whose product is annotated as glutamyl-tRNA amidotransferase subunit C. The record is from RefSeq and is a predicted model, not a curated record. The transcript is spliced from 5 exons. The coding region runs from base 134 to 691 and encodes 185 amino acids. Gene Ontology annotation, cellular component: mitochondrion; glutamyl-tRNA(Gln) amidotransferase complex. NCBI's taxonomy places the organism in Eukaryota, Metazoa, Chordata, Actinopteri, Cyprinodontiformes, Poeciliidae. Gene Ontology annotation, biological process: glutaminyl-tRNAGln biosynthesis via transamidation; mitochondrial translation; regulation of translational fidelity.
CUCUGUUUUACUUCCCCCUUUAGCAUGUUGUUAGCAGAGCUGCAAGCUAGGUGGGGCUGACCUUACUGGAAAAGAGGACAAAGACAAUGUGGCGGUUUUCGCUUAGAUCAUAUGCAGAAGUGAUUGAGUAAAUAUGAUAAAGAUGUUGGCAUUUCAAACGCUUCGUGUCGUUUCCCUGGAGAUCCUUGGUUCGUCAUGUAACCUGUUGGCAAACAAUGUUCGCUCCAUAACUAAGAGAUGCAGCCUCAGGAGUCUGCAAAGCCAAAUCUUAAGACCGCUCAGCUCCCACCAACAUAAUCUAAAGGUCCCAAAAGUGCCAACAUGGGAGCAUGUACCAGAAGAGGAGCUUCCUCGGCCCACCAAGAUCCCUGCUGACCUGGUGGACAGGCUGGAGCGGCUGGCCUUGGUGGAUUUCCGGACCCAGCAGGGGCUGGAGUGCUUGGAGAAAGCCAUUCGUUUUGCUGAUCAGCUUCAUGUUGUUGACACGUCUGGGGUCGAACCGAUGGAUUCAGUUCUGGAGGACAGGGCUUUAUAUCUGAGGGACGACACAGUGACAGAGGGCGACUGCGCAGAGGAGCUGCUUAAGCUCGCAAAAAACACAGUGGAAGAAUAUUUUGUUGCACCACCAGGGAAUAUUCCUCUGCCUAAAAGGGAGGAGAGGGCUGCCAUCCUCAGACACUCGGAAUUCUGAAGACUUGAUAGUGAAUAAUUUAUUGCUUUUUUUUAAUGGAAAAUUGUACGUGUUUGCCUUAUACUCCUCAGUCACAUGCCUUGGUUGAUACCACAUGGCAGACGUUCAUAAUUGUCUUUACUACAGUUUAUCUGCAACCAUAAGCAAUAUGGGAGAAACUGGGUUUAUUGGCUCAGCUUCUGCUAAAAGUCAAAUCUUCCUGUUGUUGACAAUUAUGUUCGGGUUUCAGUAUCAUUUCACAUAAAGUUGACGUCACACAUUGACUACAGCUGUGAGGAUGCAAAGUAAUGAUAGAAUAGAUAGUACAUUGCACAGUGACAUAUAUGUUAUGUUGUGUUAUGUUGGUUGUCAUAUUUUACAUAAGGUUCUCACUGAAAUCUGAUCCAUGACUCUUCAAAUGUCUUAAGCUCUUAUAAAUAGGCCUGUAAAUAUUGAUUUUACAAUAAAGGAAUAAAAAUUAAAAACCUG